Messenger RNA from Fusarium pseudograminearum CS3096, 1800 nucleotides. RefSeq lists its product as uncharacterized. Gene Ontology annotation, cellular component: nucleus. The transcript has 3 exons. Gene Ontology annotation, biological process: positive regulation of transcription by RNA polymerase II. The coding region runs from base 1 to 1800 and encodes 599 amino acids. The record is from RefSeq and is a predicted model, not a curated record. Gene Ontology annotation, molecular function: zinc ion binding; DNA-binding transcription factor activity, RNA polymerase II-specific; transcription cis-regulatory region binding. Lineage: Eukaryota; Fungi; Ascomycota; Sordariomycetes; Hypocreales; Nectriaceae.
AUGGCUCCAGGGAGAAAAAAGAAGGGGAAAAAAGUACCUUCUGGCCCAGUCGCUGACAAGCCAUGUCACAACUGUCGACGUCGAAGGCUUCGAUGUGAUCGUCUGCUUCCACACUGCGCAAAGUGUGAAGCAAAGGGUGUUGAUUGCCUUGGAUACUCUCAAAUCUUCCAGUGGACGGGCGCUGUCGCAUCGAGAGGCAGAUUAGCUGGACAGCAGUCAAGCGCUGCCCUGUAUACCCCGGCACCGUCCACCGCAGGCCAUUCAAGAGCCUCUCUUUCUUCUCUUUCUUCCAUUUCCUCCAACUCUCCAGCCUCUUCCUCCUCCGCCUCCUCCGUCGCAUCUCCCUCCGUUCCAUCGUCAUCACCAGCAUUCAUAAUCCCGAGCCUCUCUCAAGUUGACGAGGUUACCGAGACUUCAGAAGCCGAGUCCGAGACUGGAUCUGAACUGGACAUAUUUGAUGACCGAUACAUUGACGAACAAGACAAUGGUGAUGAUAAUGAUGCGACCCCCCUCGCGAGUGGUGAUACACAACUCGUCUGUACUACCAACAAUGGCUAUCCCCUGACAUCGGAAGCCUCGACUCCGUGGGUGCUCGUCGAUCCCUUGUACCAAGACAUUACGAGCAACCACAGACAGUAUCUCGCUUAUUUUGAUGCGCGACUCAGUCAAGAUUUUGUAGCCUACGACAUGCCCGACAACCCAUUUCGAAAUCUGCUCAAAUUUACUCAAGCCCACCCUCUACUACGUCAGGUCAUUAUCGCUGCUUCUGCGACGCACAUGUACAACCGCUCGAGGCCGUGGUUAUCCUCGGACUCGCUGGAUAGAGGGUUAGGCCCGAGGAAUCUACUGAUGGACGCCCUCGAGGCUAAGCACCAAGUCUUGCGGAUGUUACCUUCGGCUCUGCAGAGCAUCGAGUCUACCGGAGGUGACAUUGUUUUGGCGGCGAUUCUGUUCCUGAUCAAUGUAGAGCUGAUAGAGUCUGGCAAACAUAAUUGGAAAGCCCACUUUGAUGGCGCUGAGAAAGUCAUGAAGUUGUUGGGACCAGUGUCAGACGUAGAUGAGAGUCUAAGAGACUAUAUAGUUUCCGACUAUUUUAUUUACUACAUACUGAAUUCGACUUUCAGGCCCACGGCUUCAGAUUCACACUCAUACUUCGAGUCAUGCGAAGCAAUACAGGUACUCGGAAAAGCGACAAACAGCUAUUACUGCUGUCCACCCGAACUCCUCGAAAUUAUGCUCAUCGCAGCACGACUUUCCAACACUAAACCUGACGAAGUCGUUUCGGCUGAUAUGGUUACCGCAGCUGGAGCAGCAUUACUAGACCGAGCUCGAAAUUUCGAUGUUUUCCCUUGGGCACAAGAUAUCAAUCUCAGCAACAUACCGUCAACUGAACAGGAUCCCGUAUUAAGCCGGUUUCGGGCAGCGACAUCUCACCGACUAGCCAUUUGCCUCUACAUUCUACAUGCGAUACCAUCAGUGAGGGCCUGGGUCGGCGAGGAUCUGGCUGAUACGAUUUUUACAGAGUUACAUCAGAUGUUGUGUAUGAUACCGGACGACGACAUCAACUUGAAAGCAACAACAUGGGUGACAUUUGUCUUUGGAGCAUGCGCCAGAACACCUGAGAUGAAAGAUUGGGUCACAGUUCAGAUAAAAAAGCUUAUGAUUGAGAGUCCUUGGGGCUUCUUGUACGCGGCAAGGGAUGCUUUGCAAAUGCUAUGGAGUGUUCAAGCUGAGGGCAUGCCUAUGACGAGUUGGGUACAGACUUUGAGAGAUUUGCAUAUGGAUUUUUUAAUCGUUUAG